UCCAACUAGAACAGCAAACAGCAGCAGUACAUCCCUAGCAAGAUGCGCGCCUUCAUCGUCCUGUGCCUCGUGGCAGUCGCCUGCGCCGACAAGCUCGGCUACAACUACAAGCCCGUGGGCCACUCCAGCUCCGGCCUGUCCUUCGCUCCUGGCAGCGGCAGCAGCGGCUCCCUGAGCCUGGGAGGCGGCGGCGGUUCCCUUGGUCUGGGAGGCGGCAGCGGCUCCCUGGGCCUGGGUGGCGGCAGCAACUUCGGCAGCCUGGACAGCGGUCUGGGUGGCGGUCUGGGUGGCGGUCUGGGCGGUGGCUCCAUCGAUUUGGGAUCCUCUGGACUUGGAUCCUCUGGACUGGGAUCCUCUGGUCUUGGCUCUGCUGGUCUCGGCUCCGCUGGACUGAGCGCCCCCGUCUCCUACCAAGCCCCCGCUGCCACUGGUGAGCUCGAGAAGGAGUUCUUCACUUUCACCGCCAACGAGGAGGACUUCGACCAGCCCCAGGAACUCGAGCGCGUUGCCAGCUCCGUGAACAAGGGUCUGCGCGUCGUCUUCAUCAAGGGACCCGAGAACCGUGGCCUGGAGAACGCUGCCCUGGCCCUGGCCAAGCAGGCUGCCCAGCAGGAGACCGCCAUCUAUGUCCUGAACAAGCAGACCGACAUCGGAGAUCUGGCCAGCAAGCUGAACGCCAUCCGCAGCAACAACAACAACAAGCCCGAGGUGCACUUCGUCAAGUACCGCACUCCUGAGGAUGCUGCCAAUGCCCAGCGCGCCAUCCAGUCGCAGUACGACCAGCUGGGAGGCUCCAGCCAGGCCAUCAACGGUGGUGUUGCCAACGCCCUGAACUUCGCCUCCGCCGGACCCGUGCGCCAGGCUCAGGCCCAGAUCCCCGAGAACUCGUACCUGCCCUCGUCGGUGCUGCGUCGUCUGCGUUUCCGUCGCCGCUAAGCUGAGUGCCAUAGCUCCUAUAGCUUCUAUGGCUCCCACAGCCACAACCCCACUGCCAUAUGACAUUUGUUGACUUUUGUGUUAUCUAUUGAUUUGUCGAACGA
Drosophila kikkawai is the source of this 1040-nucleotide messenger RNA. RefSeq names its product TweedleN (gene TwdlN). NCBI's taxonomy places the organism in Eukaryota, Metazoa, Arthropoda, Insecta, Diptera, Drosophilidae. The record is from RefSeq and is a predicted model, not a curated record.